AGUAAGUAUGCGUCGUGGUGAAGUAUAGAAUAGUACACGAGACGGGCAUGGAAGAGCACAUUAGCAGCUCUAACAUUAUAUCGACGACGGAGCGCUGGGACGACGCGGGGAUAGCACUACGAGGGAAAGCCCUUUGCACACUCCACCGCCUCCGCUGUACCUCUUUCAGGGGACGCCGUUUCAUUGGUACCUAUUCGGGAGCGCGGAACAGGUAUGUGAGAGGAGCAGGUAUUAUGCUCGGGAAGUCGAGGAUCGCGCCUGUGUUGUAGAGUUUGGGCGUAAUUGGGACACGGCGGCUAUUAACGGGCUUUGUGAACGCUUUAACGUCUCGCGUACGGAUGCGCC
Messenger RNA from Amoebophrya sp. A25, 345 nucleotides. Lineage: Eukaryota; Dinophyceae; Syndiniales; Amoebophryaceae. The record is from the annotation of a GenBank genome assembly.